This is a messenger RNA of Anarrhichthys ocellatus (wolf-eel), 1584 nucleotides long. RefSeq lists its product as uncharacterized. Lineage: Eukaryota; Metazoa; Chordata; Actinopteri; Perciformes; Anarhichadidae. The transcript has 8 exons. Bases 1 to 1434 code for a protein of 477 amino acids. The record is from RefSeq and is a predicted model, not a curated record.
AUGUUGAAAGUACUGCAUGCAGGGACACUUGGCACUAUGCAGCCCCAUCCCCCAAAGGACAAGCAGGGAUCUAAGAAGCUACGUGUCUACAGUGCUGGAAGAGAGAGGCUAGUAUCGUCAGAUGCUGUACCUGGUGGCCGAAGAAAGAGAAGUAAAACUCCUCCACCCAGUUGGCGAGAGAGCAAGCAACAACCUCUGACCUUAACAGAAAAGACAAAUCACCUAACAGCAGAUGUGUAUAGCUGCACUCCUGCCAAGGACAGUACAGGAGCUGCUCCCACACCAGCAGAGUCUCUCUCCUGCUCGAUCCGUCCAGGUUUUUCUAGUGACCUGCUGGACUGGACCAGCUGGGAGACUAAUGAGGGUACCGAGCCCCAGCUCACUCUGCAAGGGGAGGUGUUCACUUUCUCAUCCCAGCCACACUCACCCAAACGAGGGCAAGGCCAGGGCGACCAGGAGAAGACGGAGAUGGGAGAUGAUCAGGUUCAGAACAAAAAUGGGAGGCGGUAUGAGGCCCAGCUCGAGGAUGACUUUAUCGGCAGUGAAAGUGAUGAGGAUAAGAGCUACAACACGUUCAACCCUGUUACUCCCAGAUCUUCCAGUCCAACUUUAGAUCUGCAACUUGAAGUCCAUCCUGAAUCUCACAACAUUAAUCAAACAACACCAAAAGAGCUCAGUCCAGCUGCCACCGGUAUGAAGUCUCCAUCCAGUGUGAGAGCUGAACCAGCUCGGCUCGCCCCCACACGCUGCCGCUCACCCAGUGCGACACCCAGCAGACAGGAAGUCAAGUGUGGCCCACGUGAAGCAGAGGUGGUGAACCAGGUUGUGGAUGAGAACAGCAGCGUAUCGCUUUCAAGAAGAUUCCUGCAAGAAGUCAAAUUAAAUGACUCCACACAGCACAAGGUAAUCAUUUUAAAGGCAGAAGACACCAACACACUGAAGCCUGUUGACUCCAGCAAUUACAACUUACACGUGCUUAGCAGUCUACGAAUGCACGGGGAUGAUGAUCACGAGCUUCGAAUGCUGGCAAGUCUAAAAAGGGAGCAGGAAGAAUAUGAAUGUAGAGCCUCAGGCCUCAGUGUAUCCCAGAUCCACCACUGCAAUGUCAGCGUCAGCAUGAGCAGUGACGACGCCUCUACCUGGACCCACAUCUCCACGCCAGCUAAUCAGGGUCACCACUACCAGAAGGAAAUGAACCCCCUCCUGCAAUCAAACCCCAGGGAGUGGAUGGACGUGCUUAGCCCUCCCAUUAUGCCUCCAAGCCAGCGGAGAAGGUCAGGCAACACUUGGAACAAUUUAGAAGAUCUAAUCGGAGGACGGGACGAGUCUGUGGAUGAAGAGGAGAAGGAGGAUGAGUAUUUGAAUCUGCUCUAUGAUCCCUGCCUGAACUGCUAUUUCGAUCCAAAGACGGGGAAGUACUAUGAACUAGCUUGACUCAAAGCUCGAGAGAAUCUAAAUUAAUAAAUCAGAAGUUACUGACAGUGGAUGAAUGGUAUCAUCCCUUUUAUGAAUACACUAUUCAUAGAAAUAUUGUGUGUCUCCAUAAAUAGUCAUGUUGGUGGGUAAGGGAGAGGGACUCAAUAA